Anarrhichthys ocellatus (wolf-eel) is the source of this 3132-nucleotide messenger RNA. RefSeq names its product carnitine O-octanoyltransferase (gene crot). NCBI's taxonomy places the organism in Eukaryota, Metazoa, Chordata, Actinopteri, Perciformes, Anarhichadidae. Gene Ontology annotation, cellular component: peroxisome. The transcript has 17 exons. Gene Ontology annotation, molecular function: carnitine O-octanoyltransferase activity. The record is from RefSeq and is a predicted model, not a curated record. Bases 153 to 1991 code for a protein of 612 amino acids.
GCUUCCGGACUUGCACCCUGUGCAGUGGAAGGGUGCAGUGAGGUUUAGUGGGGUAAAGGUAGCCGUGGACGACAACACGCAGAACUUCACCUGUGCAGGAAGCUCAAGGCAACACAUCAUUAAUAAGUCUGAAUUCCUUCCAGGAAGAAGAAAUGGAUAAUAAUUUGUCAGAGUCUCUGCGUGAGCGGACCUUCCAGUACCAAAGCAGCCUGCCGUCCCUGCCUGUCCCGUUGCUAGAGAUGAGCCUUUCGAAGUACCUGAAUGCAGUUCAACCAUUUGCGUCUGAGGAAGAGUUUGAGGCCACAAAGGACAUUGUGAGGAAAUUUCAAGAGGGUGUUGGCAAAGAGCUGCACCAGAAACUACUGCAAAGAGCCAAGACCAAGAAGAACUGGCUUGAACAAUGGUGGUUAGACGCUGCGUAUCUGGAGGUCCGCAUACCCUCUCAGCUGAAUGUGAACUUUGGCGGCCCGGCGCCCUACCUGGAGCACUGCUGGCCCCCUGAAGACGGAACUCAACUGCAGAGAGCCAGUAUUGGCACGUGGCAUACACUACAGUACUGGAACCUGAUCCGCACAGAAAGGCUGCAUCCCCAGAAAUCUGGCAAAAUAGCAUUAGAUAUGGACCAGUUCAGAAUGUUGUUCAACACCUGCAAAGUACCUGGAGUUCAGAAGGACACCAUUCGUAACUACUUCAAGACAGAGCAUGAAGGUCCAUGCCCCUCCCACUUGGUAGUGAUAUGUCGUGGAAGGAUCUUCACAUUUGACGCAGUCUGUGAUGGACAAAUCCUCACUCCUCCAGAAUUACUGAGGCAGCUCAGCUAUGUGAAAGAGUGCUGUGAGGGAAAGCCAGAGGGAGACGGAGUGGCUGCUCUCACCUCAGAGGAGAGGACUCGGUGGGCGCUGGCCAGGGAGCAUCUAAUAAGCAUUGAUCCACACAAUAACACCAUCCUGGAGACCAUCCAGAGCAGCCUGUUCAUCAUUUCUCUGGAUGAAACAAAACCCUACUCCACUCCAGAGAACUACACAAAUUUGACCGUGGAAGCCCUUAAAGGAAAUCCCACCAUCCGCUGGGGUGACAAAUCGUACAAUUCACUCUCGUUCGCAGACGGCUCUUUUGGAUCCACUUGUGAUCAUGCACCAUAUGAUGGCAUGGUACUGAUUUCCAUGUGUUGGUAUCUGGACCAGCAAAUCAAAGUUACAGAAGGCAAAUGGAGGGGCUCAGAGGCAGUCAGACCCGUACCCUGUCCUGAGGAGCUGGUGUUUACCAUCGACGAAAAAGUCCAGAGUGACAUACGCCACGCCAAACAGCAAUACCUUGAGUCGACACAGGACCUGCAGGUUGUGUGUUAUGCCUUCACAGCAUUUGGAAAAGCAGCCAUCAAACAAAAGAAGUUGCAUUCAGACACCUUUGUUCAACUAGCGAUGCAGUUGGCCUACCAGAGAAUACACAAAAGGCCAGGAAGUUGUUAUGAGACAGCAAUGACUCGCAAGUUCUACCACGGCAGGACGGAGACGAUGCGACCCUGCACCCAGGAGGCUGUGAACUGGUGUAAAGCCAUGAUGGACCCCACAUGUGAUGUUGCUGCCAAGAGGAAAGCCAUGCUGCUGGCCUUCAAUAAACACAACAAACUGAUGGCUGAAGCCGAGGAAGGAAGAGGUUUUGACAGGCAUCUCUUUGGGCUGUAUCUGAUUGCCAAAGAAGAGGGACGACCCACUCCAGAACUCUUCAUGGACCCCCUCUAUGCAAAGAGCGGUGGUGGUGGUAACUUUGUGCUGUCGUCCAGUCUGGUGGGCUACACUACAGUUCUGGGGGCUGUGGCUCCCAUGGUGCACCAUGGCUAUGGCUUCUUUUAUCGUAUCAGAGAUGACAGGAUCGUUGUCUCAAUCUCAGCGUGGAACUCUUGCCGUGAGACAGAUGCCGUGUCACUAUUCAACAACUUCUGUAGCUCCUUGCAUGAGAUGUUCCACCUGGCCACCACAUCUCAGCUAUGAGUGCUCACACCAACACAUCAAUGCACACACGGCUCAUUAACCGCUAAUAGCCAACAGCUAGCGAGCGUCAUGUUUGUUCUCAGCAAAGAUGAAUGCAAAGGUACACAAUCUGUACUGCUACGUGAUAGCCACUGGCUUUGGCAUUAAAACACAUUUAUUAACUUUUCUGCUUCUUGAAGUGAUAAAUAAGACAUUCUUAGAGUAAAUUGUUUUUUCUGAGUAUAGAUUUUUCAUUUUUAAAUCUUGACUAUUUCACAUUAAGCUGAUGCUAAGGCUCAAGUGAGUAAAUAUUCAACUGACACUCAAACUGUUCUUAAGGUGGACAAUGAAGAAAAUAACCACUGGCUGUUUUCACUGUUGACCUUAGACUUUUUGUUUAGAAUAAAUGAAAGGCAUUCCAAUCAAACCCAUACUAACUUUAACUUAAAUAGAAUAACUUUUUUGUUUUUGGAUUGGUGAAAAUCUACAGAUGUACAGUAUGUAACAACAGUACUGAGCUAUUAAAGUUGGACUGAAAUUGAAAACACAAUUUUUCCUAAGAAAUCAGUUUAUAUCAUCUUGCCGUUUGUUUUGAAUCUUGAAAUAGAUGCUUUAAAAUCCAGUUGGACUUGAAACUUUUUGAAGACGAAGGUUCCUUCCCUUACGUCUGCACUUGCCACAUAAAACAGCCGUGUGACCAUAUUUCUCCCCAAUUUAAACCAGCAUUUCCUCAGCUGGUGAAGGUGGAGCUAGAUGGGCCCUAAGCUAUGCUAUGCCUAGACUAACAAAAUCUAGAGAUACAAUAUCGAACUCAAGUUGCCUUCCAAUCUAUUGAGGUGUGGCACAUUGUGCCCAUGUUGGCUGUGUGCUGAUUAUUGCCUUGUAUUUGGUCACUGCACCUUAUAGGGCCAGCACACUAUGCAGCUUUCUUUUUUGUGUUCUCUGUCAAGUUAAUGACUGCUAUAACCAUAAAUAAACCUCAAAAACUGAUUAUUUUUUCUUCCACUAUUCCUCUGCAUUUAAAGUCCUUGAAAUUGCAAAAUGUGAAUAAGGUUUUACUUCCUUCCCAAAUGAAAUCAAUAUCUCUUAUUGUCAACAAUACUAAAUGUAUGAUUUUAUAAAUGUAGCAAAGAUGUUCUGACAAAUAAAGGUGAAAGAUUUC